Schistocerca cancellata (South American locust) is the source of this 1833-nucleotide messenger RNA. Its product is annotated as collagen alpha-1(II) chain-like. The coding region runs from base 1 to 1833 and encodes 610 amino acids. Lineage: Eukaryota; Metazoa; Arthropoda; Insecta; Orthoptera; Acrididae. The transcript has 10 exons. The record is from RefSeq and is a predicted model, not a curated record.
AUGAGAACAAAACAUUGUGUAAUUCAGGGAACUCCGACGGAGCCGCUGCUGGGGUCCACUGCCGGCAACCCUCUCGCGGAAGACGAACAGGAGGCAGCAGGUGACAGUGUUCCGAAGGCUGGACACGUUGUGGUGGAACAACAGUGUGCUUCGACAGCAGCAGGCAGCAGGGGUCGCCAAGACUGUGACCCGCAGAAAACAGACGGGGAAGGCUCCGCGUGGCGCGCACGCAGGCGGAAACAGUUUUCGCCCAAGAAGCGGGCCCCCCUGGCAGAAUACGUUCUGCUGCAGUCCUACGAAGAAUGGACUCUUCUGCCAGAAACUAGCAGCGGGAGUCCCCACAAGUCGCCUGACUCUAAGAAAGCGGGGAAAGAUAGCAGUGUGGGGCGCACGCGCAGGCGGAAGCAGCAGCAGCCCAAGAAGUGGGUCUCCCUGGCUAGGCUCAGCCAGCACCAGCACCAACAGCAACACCAUGACCAGCAUGUGUGCUGUCUGCAUGGCCCCGGCUGCUCCUCCCAGGCAGGGGCGGAGUCACAGCUGCCGGGCACGUCCAGCACUCUCCCAGGGGGCCCCAGAGAGAGGGGGCAACCGACAGCCAGCCAGGAGGUGGGCGACGUGGCAGAGCAGGUGCAGCUGCUCCAGAACCCGCCAGCAGCGCGCCUGGUGCCGCCAUUUGCACGACAAGUUCCGGUGGCGCCAUUAGAACCACCGCCACCUCCACCACCUGCGAACAGAGCUGCAGCGCGCAAACCCAGCGACGCGCCAGGGCAGUCCGGCUACAGAAGCCCAGGAUUGACGCAGGCCUCCCCUCCGGGUCUGCAGAUGUCCGUCGAGCGCUCACUGCGGCAGAUCUUUGGAAUGGAGAGCGGCACAGGUCUUGUUGGCGUGCAUGGCCGCGGUGCUCCACCCCUCACGCGUGGCUUGACCUUCGCGGCAGGCAAGAUAAGCAGGGAGGCGUGGGGGCCGCGCCCCGUGCAGGGCUACUUCGACCCCGAGGCGCUGGCUGACGCUCUGGCGCCGUCCGGCACCUCCAGAGCAGCAGCAGCAGCAGCUGCUGGCUGCUCACCAGGCGCCGCCGCCUCCGGCAGCAGCUCAUCGUCCUCUGCUCGGGAGGCGUGGGGGCCGCGGCCCGUGCAGGGCUACUUCGACCCCGAGGCGCUGGCUGACGCUCUGGCGCUGUCCGGCACCUCCACAGCAGCAGCAGCAGCAGCAGCAGCUGCUGCUGGCCGCUCACCAGGCGCCGCCGUCUCCAGCAGCAGCUCAUCGCCCUCUGCUCGGGAGGCGUGGGGGCCGCGCCCCGUGCAGGGCUACUUCGACCCCGAGGCGCUGGCUGACGCUCUGGCGCCGUCCGGCACCUCCAGAGCAGCAGCAGCUGCUGGCCGCUCACCAAGCGCCGCCGUCUCCGGCAGCACCUCAUCGCCCUCUGCUCGGGAGCAGAGGACGGCCUGGCCAGCCCCAGCCCGGCCCGGCGGCUCCCUCUUCCCUCUGCGGUGGUUCUUCGGCCCCCAGGAGCUGGCGGACGCUCUCACGCCGUCGGACCAGCCCAGAGGAGCCGCCAGCCACCCACCGGGGACCGGGGGACGCGUCCUCCCCGGCACACAGGUAACGCCGGCCCGCCGCUGUGCGCUCAGUGUGACCACCGUCCUAGACAUGUGUACCACUUUGGUAGUGCUGAAUAUGGAGCAGCGGGAGGCGCCGCCCCAGCAGGGGUUCCUGGACCCCGCCGCCUUGGCAGACGCCCUCGAGCAGUCUCCAGAGUCUAGAGAGUCUGGAGGCUCCAGCAGACGGACAACAGGCGCCGGCGGUGGCCCACCUGCCCGUCGUGCCGUGUAA